AGGUAAUGAAGAUGAGUGUAUUGCGAGACUCGCUCCACUGUUCUGUUGGCUAGCCCGCAUGAUGCAAGAUUUCGAGUUGGAGAAUUGGUUGCCGCACUUUCACUACUGUGUUUCACCUAUUCGCGCCGCCCCUCGUCAACCACAACUUCCGCAAACAACGCGCCAUCUCAAUCUCGUGCGUCAACUCUUCUCCGUCUUCCUUGAGCAUCGCCAUACAAGAUCCACAACGACUUGGUCAAUUCCUGGCUCGAUUCCAUGCCAGACCCCUUGAUGACAGCGAUGGCGCAAGUCGAUCACACCAACACUCGCCCCCUUCCGGUGCUUCCUGCCGAGAUCAUCGCCAGGAUUCUGGACUUUGUGAGCAAUGACAAGCCGACGCUGGUUUCAGUCGCUUGCGCCAACAGGGUGAUGUUCGAGCAAGCCAUCAGAUAUCUCUGGUCUGAUGUCGGCCCCGACAACAAGCAGGUUGGCCGAAUGCUGCGUGCUCGCGACGGCCGUCUGCAGGUAUACGCCGCGCAGAUCACCAAAUUGAGCUUUGAGAUCAGCUCGGUGAGCCUGCUCCCUCCCCUGAACAACAUCCCUCUGCCCCUCCCCCAAUAUCUGGACAUCACGUAUGAUGGUGUCCAGGAUCCUCGUCGUCCACCCACCUCUCUCGUUGGUUGCCAUGUCUUGCUGAACCAUCUGAUUGUUCCUACGCUCAAAGGCCUCUACCUGCACCGACCCAUGCCAUCAGUCGGCAACUUUUCCACCGGUAACUUCCUGCCUCGUUUAGCUGAUGAGUGUGUCGGUCUUGAGGAGCUUCGUAUCGCCUCUGCCGUGACUGGUGCGACACCUUCGGAACUUGUCAAGCUGCUCGACUCCUGCCAGCGUCUGGACCAACUUUGGUUGGCGACUGCCGACACCGACAAUCUGAUCGACGAAUCCAGCUUCAAGCACGUAGCUUCCCAUCCUUGUUUAACAACGGCGACAAUCCAUUCGGAUACUUCCGCGUGCUUUGGAAUGAAGAUCGAGGCCGAAUCUCUUAUCAUGAUACUGCCACAUGUACCAGGCAUUCAGUGGUUGUUGACUGUCCUCGGUCCAACUUCCAUCUUCAAUGCGCUACGCUAUCACGAUCAGCUGUCGCACUUGAUUAUCGAAUACCCUCAAGAGCAUCAUCUGAGUGCCAAUGACUUCGCAGCUCUCGCUCACCUCACCAGUCUGCGACGACUCGACAUUCGUGGCCAAGAUACUGAAGAUCUCACCGAUGUCCAUGCAGACAUUUACUGCAACUCUGCCCUGAUCAACACCGUGGCGGCACUGUUUAACCUAGAAAUCCUCAACCCCAACAUCAAGUUCGCUUCCUGGGACAUGGAACUUCUCGUCUCUAUGGGAAUAUCUUGCCGCUCUCUCAGUACCUUAAUUGUUUGCGGUGCUUUCGAUGUCUUGGUUCUCGACGGCAUCACCGCAAUGGUGCUGUUUUCGGAGCUGCUUUCUCUGGAACUCAGUUGCUUGUAUGACUUUGCCGGUAGUCCAAGAGUCAACGACAGAGUCAAGAAGCUUGUUUCUAUCAUCAAGUAUCACGCACCGAAGCUCGAGACGUUCAAAUCCGCUGGUAACGAGUUCUCCAAACUUGUCCAAACUACAUGGGGAGAUCUCAAGGAGAAUUGA
Aureobasidium subglaciale EXF-2481 is the source of this 1647-nucleotide messenger RNA. RefSeq lists its product as uncharacterized. Bases 256 to 1647 code for a protein of 463 amino acids. NCBI's taxonomy places the organism in Eukaryota, Fungi, Ascomycota, Dothideomycetes, Dothideales, Saccotheciaceae. The transcript has 3 exons. The record is from RefSeq and is a predicted model, not a curated record.